AUGUGUAUGCCUAAAGCUCAAGGAGGCAUGGGUUUUAGGAAUUUGCAAGAUUUCAACAAAGCAAUGCUUGCAAAGCAAUUAUGGCAAAUCCUCCAAAACCCAAACUCUCUAGUGGCAAGGGCUUUCAAAGCUAAAUACUUCCCUAUUGGAGAUAUUCUGAAUGCUAACCUUGGAAGCUCCCCCUCAUAUUCUUGGAGAAGCAUCCACAUUAGCCUUGAUGUUAUACGGAAGGGAACUCGGUGGAGAGUGGGAAAUGGGAAAUUAAUCCAUAUAUGGGAGGACAAGUGGCUACCAACCCCAUCUACUUACAAGGUUAUUUCUCCACCAAAUGAUAUGCCCCAAUUCCCAAUGGUCUCUUCUCUCAUUGACCCAAUGACAAGAUGGUGGAGAGUAGACAUGGUUAGAGCAACUUUCCUUCCUUUUGAAGCUAACUUAAUCUUGAGGAUACCUUUAAGCAACAACCUUCCAGAGGACAAAAUUAUCUGGAUAGGGAAUAGUCGGGGAGAUUUCACAGUCAAAAGUGCUUACCAUAUAGCCCAUAAUUUGUCAGAAUCAAGGGAGAAAGAAGAAUGCUCAAUUGGAGAUCCUUGCAAGUUGUGUCUUUGGUCAGAUAAUCCUCUUCGCACUCAUGGCAUCAACAAAUCCUUUCUUGAUUCCACAAUAUUCACUCUCCCAUGCAACUCUUCAAGACUUGGAGCUUUUCUUUGCCAUCGCUUAGGCUAUUUGGUUAACAAAAAUAAGAUUGUGCACAAGGAUUCUAGUCUACUUCCUCCUCAAGUGUGGAAAUUGGCAAAAAAUGUUUCUGAAGAUUUUGUUAGUUCGGCAACUUGGGAUCUUGGCCAACCUAGAACCACCCCAUUCAGCUGGGUUCCUCCUUCCUCAGGAUUCCACAAGAUAAAUGUUGAUGGGGCCUCUUCUGAGCUUGACAGUUUCUCUAGUGUUGGAGUUGUCAUUAGAGACUGCAGAGGUGAUGGUGUGGCUACUCUGUGUAAACCCCUUCAAACUCGCUUCUCUGCUAAACUAACUGAGGUUUUUGCUUUGGAGCAUGGCAUUCUAUUAGCUUAA
Molecule: messenger RNA, 1065 nt
Organism: Quercus robur (English oak)
Lineage: Eukaryota; Viridiplantae; Streptophyta; Magnoliopsida; Fagales; Fagaceae
Exons: 2
Coding region: 1-1065 (354 amino acids)
Molecular function (GO): RNA-DNA hybrid ribonuclease activity; nucleic acid binding
Source: RefSeq, a predicted model, not a curated record